UCUCACUCUUCAUCAUGAGCCGCAAGUCGCGACGCUGGAUAUUCCGCAUUUUCCUCUGUCUCGGAAUAAUCUACCUGAAGAUCGGAGGGUUCUCGUCAGUGAUAGCUCUGGGAGCCAGCAUCAUCUGCAAUAAAAUCCCAGGACUCGCACCACGACAGAGGAUCAUCUGCCAGAGUCGACCGGACGCCAUCAUCGUUAUAGGAGAAGGAGCACAAAUGGGCAUCAACGAGUGUCAGUUUCAGUUCAGGAACGGCCGGUGGAACUGUUCCGCCCUCGGCGAGAGGACCGUCUUCGGAAAAGAGCUGAAAGUGGGCAGUAAAGAAGCCGCGUUCACGUACGCCAUCAUCGCAGCGGGCGUGGCCCACGCCAUCACGGCGGCGUGUACGCAGGGGAACCUGAGCGAGUGCAGCUGCGAUAAGGAAAAGCAGGGGUUCCACGGCCGAGCGGACGGAUGGAAGUGGGGCGGCUGCUCGGCCGAUAUCCGCUACGGCCUCGGCUUCUCCAAGGUCUUCAUGGACGCUCGGGAGAUCAAACAGAGCGCCAGGACUCUCAUGAACCUCCAUAACAACGAGGUGGGACGGAAGGUCCUGGAGCGCAGCAUGCAUCUGGAGUGUAAGUGUCACGGCGUGUCGGGUUCCUGCACCACCAAAACAUGCUGGACGACCCUGCCGAAGUUCCGCGAGCUGGGCUACAUCCUAAAGGACAAGUACCUGCAGGCGGUGCACGUGGAGCCGGUCAAAGCCAGCCGCAACAAGCGUCCGACCUUCCUGAAGAUCAAGAAGCCGUUCUCUUACCGCAAGCCCAUGGACACGGACCUGGUGUACAUCGAGAAGUCGCCGAGCUACUGUGAGCCGGACCCUGUGACGGGCAGCGUGGGGACGCACGGACGGGUGUGCAACAAGACCAUCACGCACCACUCCAACAGCUGCGACCUGAUGUGCUGUGGGAGGGGCUACAACACGCACCAGUACUCGCGGGUGUGGCAGUGCAACUGCAAGUUCCUGUGGUGCUGCUACGUCAAGUGCAACACCUGCAGCGAGAGGACAGAGGUGUACACGUGCAAGUGAUCGAAGGCGUAUCGCAUCUCGUCCGCCGCUCGGAAGGUGGGGUUUGUUUCGGAGGGGUUUUGUUCCAGGAUGUCGAUGUUGCUGUUCAUGUUGCUGCACAAUAUAACCACUGGAUGACUUUAUGGUCACUUCCUGGACUGAACGAAGUCCAUCCUCGUGCAUUCCGAGUGCCUCACGAGGCCCCGCGGCGUCCAGGUGACUCUGGAGCUGUCUGAAAUGUGUUUCACGCCCCGCUGUUAGACUUUCCUGCGAUGAUGAUGAGCGUGUACGCGCCAAGCAUGUUGACAAUUCAUUUAAAGACACGAUUUUUAUUUAUUUAUGAACCUACUAUCAUUCGUCUUGGUUUGAGGUAUGAAAUAGUGGCUGUUAGUAGUGAGAGCUGCUUCAAUUCACACUGGAGGCUGAAAAUACUACUGAAAUACUACUGAAAUACUACUGAAAUACUACUGAAAUACUACUGGCAUGCUGGAUCUUUCCUUGUAGCAACAGCAUGCCUUCUUAUAAAUAAUCUCCGCUCUAUUUUGCUGCUAGUCUGGAUUAUCACGCACGGUGCGAUAGUGGAAUAACUCCUGAUUAAAACCUCGAUGUUUUUUCUUUUUUUUAACCGCAGUAGUGAUUAAAUCCCAGACAAACUGGACUUUACACUGAGAGUAUAUUUUGUGAAAAGAGUAUCUGUAUUUUUAUAUGAAUGUUUUAUUUAUACUGUCAUUUUCUCCUGUGGGUUGUGCACAUCGCCUCUCGGUCCGCUCGGGCAACACUUCUGUGGAAUUAUGGGUGACUUUUACACGGUUCUUCUCGCAGAUGUUAGCGCCAUUAAACUCAAACCUAAUGCAUUCCAUCGGCUUCGUUUGUUUUUAUGGUCCAGGUGUCGGCUUCGUAGAUCAGCGGACCUCCGAACCCAUCGGAUGCGGGUUUAGUGGAUUUUCGAUAAGAUGCUUAUUUUACCUGACGUUUGAUUUUUAAGUCUACCGAAGAUUACGACAUAACGAGGACUACUACGUUCUUUAAAAGAAAUUAGAACCCGUACAAGGUUCUU
Ictalurus furcatus (blue catfish) is the source of this 2103-nucleotide messenger RNA. RefSeq names its product protein Wnt-7a (gene wnt7ab). Gene Ontology annotation, molecular function: frizzled binding; cytokine activity. Gene Ontology annotation, biological process: canonical Wnt signaling pathway; neuron differentiation; positive regulation of JNK cascade. The record is from RefSeq and is a predicted model, not a curated record. Lineage: Eukaryota; Metazoa; Chordata; Actinopteri; Siluriformes; Ictaluridae. Gene Ontology annotation, cellular component: extracellular region. The coding region runs from base 15 to 1067 and encodes 350 amino acids. The transcript is spliced from 4 exons.